Effrenium voratum is the source of this 4626-nucleotide messenger RNA. Lineage: Eukaryota; Dinophyceae; Suessiales; Symbiodiniaceae. The record is from the annotation of a GenBank genome assembly.
AUGCCAACAGUUUAUACCACAACUAGGAUCUACUUCCUUGGACAGAUGCCGGAGGCCAAUGCCGUGAGCAUCGCGUCGCAGCUCUAUUGGGUCAGCCUUCUGCUGGAGGUCAUGGAGGAGGCGCUGAUUGUUCCGUUGUAUCCUUGCAUUGGAGAGACGAUUGAUCAGGAGCUGUCCACACGAAACAAGGUGCGCACGGGAUUCCUCAUCACCCUCCUUUUCUAUUGCGUCUUCGCCGCCGUGGUGGUGUCCGCCGCAGAGCCCCUCGUGGACAGUAUGGCUCCUCAACAAGACUUGCGAGCAGAGACGGUGAGGUACAUCCGCUGGGAGAUGGUGGCUGCAGUGAUUCAGGGGUUGGACAAAUUUACGCACGUUACAUUUGUGCUCUUGAAGAAAGAAAAGGUCGUCUUUGCCAUUGCUAUGUUUCAAACGCUGCUUACAGUGCUAUUUGACUACCUCUUUGUGAGUGACCUCCCUGGGUCAUUCCGAUGGGGAGUCAUUGGCUUGGCUAUAUCGAACAUUUGCACCUACACCCUAGUCUUACUUUUCGCCCUUCAAUGCCUUCCCUGCGCCACACGGCCCUUAACUUGGACCUGGCUGUCGAGCUGGUGGCGCGUUGGACGAUGGGCAGCCGCCGGAUCCUUGAUACGAAACUUGAGCUAUGUGAUUUUUAUAGCUCGCAUGGUGAACGUUCUACACCAGUCUGGCAACUACUGGCUGGCCAACAACUUCAUUUGGACCUGGCUUCUUUUGCCAUUCCUACCCCUUGCCGAGCUCCUCAAGCAAGAGGUCUCUUGCAGGCCAAGGAUACCUUCAGCGCAUUUCCCGAUAUUGCCAGCAUAUUUGCUGUUGUCUCUGCUCCUCUUUGCGAGCUGGCUUCUGACUAUGCCCGGCUGGCAGGGCUUUUUCCAGGUUGUUCUGAAUGUAGAGAAGCCGUCGAGCGCGCUGAAUAUCGUCCACACACUCCUGCCCUUCUAUUUGUUCUAUAUGUUGGCCGCCCUCCUGGACUCCAUAUUCUACGGAUUUGGGCUCACCAAUCAACUGGCAUUCAUAUCCAUCGUUGCUAACCUGGGCGUCUAUGGAUCUGCUUUCCUGUUGUACACGCUGGGAGUCUUGGAUUUGAACAUCGAUGCAGUUAAGGAAGGCGAGCUGUACAAGGAUCGCUUUGACGAGGUCCUGCCAUUUCACGAGCCGGGCUUGGCGCCUGUGAGAUGCGGGAACAAGGCCUGGCACAUUCAGGCGGAUGGCCGCAAGGCCUAUGACCAGACCUACUUGCGCACCUUCGGCUUCUACGAUGGACGCGCAGCAGUCGUCGUGGAAGAAGGAAAGUGGCAUCACAUUUUGUCAUCUGGUCAGGAGGCCUAUUCUGAGCGCUAUGAGUGGUGUGGAAAUUUCCAGGGACAUUGCUGCCCUGUGCGGAUGAAGGGUCGCUACUUUCACAUUGACUUAGACGGAAGGCCGCUGUAUCAAGCCACCUGGAGGUAUGCCGGAGACUUCCGCGAAGGCUCGGCGGUGGUACAUGGCGAUGGAGGCUCUGCCACGCACGUGAGGAGCAACGGUGAGCUUCUGCAUGGGCAAUGGUUUCAGGACUUGGAUGUGUACCACAAGGGCCUGGCAAGAGCAAGGGAUUCUCGUGGCUGGUUUCACGUCAAUGUGCAGGGCAAGCCUCAGUACAGUCGGCGAUUCGGGAUGGUGGAGCCCUUCUACAAUGGGCAGGCGCGGGUGCAAUCCUUGGAAGGUGGCUGGGAGGUCAUCGGCGAAGAUGGUGAGACUCUACUUCAGAUAACCGCAUCAACGGAAGACCCGUUUGCUUCCCUUUCUGCUGAUUUGGUGGGCUUCUGGAAGACGCAGACCUUGUGUGCAGCAGUGGAGCUGGGUGUGUUCGAGGGAUUGCCGGCGAGCCUGUCUCAGCUGUCUGCGCUCACCGCCGUGCCAUCGCCGCGCCUGCGGCGCCUGCUGCGCGCUUUGGAGGAGCUCCGCGCCGUGCGAGCGGUCGACGUGGAGACAGGGGACGAAGGUUGCGUGUGGCGCGCCACGGAGCGGGGGGAGCUGCUGAGAGCAGGACAUUAUCUCACCCUGGCAGAUGCAGCCUUAGAGUACGGACGCCAAUUAAGUGAGGCCUGGCUGCGCUUGCCCAGCAUCCUUCGAAGCAACUCCGAGCGGGAGCCAGAGAUUUUUAAGGACGUUGCCUCGUCAGCACGCUGCUUAGCUCAUCAUCGCAUGCUCCGGAGCUACGCGCGGCGCGACUAUGCAGAGGUGCCCAAAUUGCUUCAGCUACGCGAGAACAUGGUUAUUUUGGAUGUGGGUGGCGGGACAGGGACACUGGCAAAGCUUUUUCUGGAGGCGAAUGACGAAGCAGAAGUCUUCCUAUUGGAUUUGCCAGAGGUGCUGCAGCAGGUAGAGCCUUUGCCCAAUGGGCUACGAUUGCGUCCAGUGGACUUGCAAGAUGAUUGGAGCCAGCAUGUUCCAUUGGCAGAUGCAGUCGUGCUUGCUCGCGUUCUGCAUGACUUCCACGACAGGGCAGCCCUGCAGCUUUUACAAACGGCGCACCGUGCUUUGAAGAAGGGAGGCCGCGUUGUGGUGGUGGAGCUCCUAGGUUUCUGCCUCGCGGGUCUUCUGGAGGACUCUGUGACCUACACUUACUUGCAGCUGGUGCUGCGAAAGGCAGAUCUGUGCAACGAGGACGAAAUCCUGGCUGCCUUGAGAUUUGAGACAUUCGACGCAGUCAUCCACCUUGCUGGGUACAAGUCCGUGGGCGAAUCCGUGAGGUUCCCCCUGCUCUACUGGAAGAACAAUGUGGAAGGCUUUCGCAAGCUUCUCAGCUUCCUCCGAGCACACCAAGCUUCGUCACGUGUCUUGCUCUCGAGCUCAUGCACGGUGUAUCAGCCAUCCUUGAGCAAGAUGACGGAGGACGCUGUUUUGGAGCCUACAUGUCCAUAUGGAAAGACCAAGUUGGCGCAGGAGGAAAUCCUGAAGGACCAGAUUGCCAGCGAUAGCACUUGGAGCGCGUGCGCGCUCCGGUAUUUCAAUCCAGCUGGCGCCCAUUCAAGCAGUCAACUCGGGGAAGUGCCCGUGGAGUCAUCGCCCCACAUGCUGGUUCCUCUGAUACAACAAGUAGCAUUAGGGAAAAGACCCGAGCUGAGCGUCUUUGGAACUGACUACAAUACGGUGGAUGGCACAGCGGUCAGAGAUUACUUGCACAUUCAGGACGUUGCCGAGGCUCAUGUCGCAGCUUUGCAACACCUUCAAAGCGGAUCGUUUCAGGCGUUCAACCUGGGCACCGGAAAAGGCAGUACGGUGCUUGAAGUUGUGACUGCUUUUCAGCGAAGCUCCGGACUUGACGUGCCCUGUAGCUUUCAAGAUCGCCGUGCUGGAGAUGCACCGUUCGCUGUAGCAAACCCCAGCCGAGCAGAAGCCGUCUUGGGAUGGCGAGCCAAAAGGGGGCUGGGUGAGAUAGUGGCUUCCGCAUGGAGCUUUGCGCGGCAGAAUCCAGAAGGCUUUCAAGGAGCGCCGUUCAGGAAUUCUACACCGUGGCAAACUCCGACCAGUCACCACGUUGAACAUUUGGAGAGGCAAAUUCGUGCAGCUUCGGCACUGGUGGGGCCCUUUGAGGGUCUAGGCUUGCUUGAACAUGAAAGCGCCCAAUCAGCCCAAUCUGUGAAGUAUGUGGUUGAUUUGGGUGGGACCAAUUUGCGAGUAUUCCGAUUCUGUGGAUCGCAGGAUUGCUACACAGGCAGCGAGGUCGUUGUGCCAAAUCACUUGAAAUCAGAAGACGCCUCAGCAGGUGAGCUGUUUGAUUUCAUUGCGUCGGUUGUGGCCAAAGUCUUUCAUCAACAUCCUGGAGACGCCAAUGCAAUGGCACCACUACCCCUCUGCCUGAUAUUUUCCUUCGCCUUGGAUUCAGGAAGAUUAAAACACUGGGCUAAAGAUUGGGCCACUCGUGGAGUUGUGGCAGCCGACCUUUCCGAGCUGAUGAACGUGGCAUUGAGGUGGCAGAACCUGCCCUUGGAGGUGCACCACGUGCUAAAUGACUGCGUCAGCAGCCUCUUUGCGCUGCCGACUGUAGCAGAUGUUGCCGUGGUGGUGGGAACUGGCACAAACGCGUGUUUUGUGGAGUCAAAGGAUGAGCUCCGAAUCUUUUCGACCGAAUGGGCCAGCCUCACAACCGGACUUCCCAUCAGGCAAGAGGAUCUUGUAACCCACGCUCCUGACGCGGUGAAUUUGGAGCGCUUAGUCUCUGGUUUGUAUUUGCCUCGCACGGUCAAAACGUUUUGUCCACAUUCAGGCAGGCUGACCAUGAGGGAGUUGGUCGAAGCAUGCUGCUCCGAACAGCCAAGUGCUUUACAAGAGGCCUCCCAAUUUGUCGUAAGCCGCUCAGCAGCUGUGUGCGCCAAAGCGCUGGCGGCCGCCCUGACCAUCGUGGCGGAAACCAGGCCAGAGCAUGAAACGCUGCAAGUGGUGCUGGACGGCGCCCUCUUGCACGUGCCUAGGUACCUGGCAACACUUAAGAUGUGUUUAGCUGACGGGUUGCCGUUGCGCUUGCACAGGCGAGUGAAGCUGCAUUUGAUUCAGAAUGCGGCUUCGCUAGGCGCAACGCGAUUUUUGAACUCAACCAAUCAACAGUAA